GCAUUGGUGAUGCCAGGUUCAGCGUGCUCAGACACACAGACAGCUGGACACACAGGACCCUUGGAUGGACCCUGUCCCCUCCUGUCCCAUUGUUCAGGGCUGUCCACCUGGUUCUCAGGCUUCAGCCCCCUCCUUAACUUGAGUUCUGAGUGGUGUUGAGAAACGGAACUUCAGUCCUACUCUAGUGCUAAGAUGACAAAGGAUUACCAAGAUCUCCAGCACCUGGACAACGAGGAAAAUGACCAUCACCAACUCCAGAGAGGGCCGCCUCCCACUCCACCGCUCCUGCAUCGUCUCUGCUCUGGAUCCCGCCUCCUCCUGCUCUCCUUGGGCCUCAGCCUCCCGUUGCUGGUGGUUGUCUCUGUGAUCGCAUCCCAAAACUCCCAACUCCGGGGCGACCUCCUGGCUCUAAAGCAGAAUUUCAGCAACUUCACUGUGAGCACUGAGGACCAGGUCAAGGUCCUAGGCACCCAGGGAGCUAGCGUGGGAAGAAAGAUGAAGCAACUGGAGUCACAGCUGGAGAAACAGCAACAGGAUCUGAGUGAAGACCACUCCAGCUUGCUGUUGCACGUGAAGCAGUUAGUGUCUGACCUGCGCAGCCUGAGCUGUCAGAUGGCGGCCCUUCAGGGCAACGGCUCUGACAGGACCUGCUGCCCCAUCAACUGGGUGGAGUACGAAGGCAGCUGCUACUGGUUCUCCAGCUCCGCCAGGCCCUGGGCUGAGGCAGACAAGUACUGCCAGCUGGAGAAUGCCCACCUGGUGGUGGUGACCUCCUGGGACAAGCAGAAAUUUGUCCAGCACCACAUGGGCCCCGUAAACACUUGGAUUGGCCUAACCGACCAGAGCGGGCCCUGGCGAUGGGUGGAUGGGACGGACUACGAGACGAACUUCAAGAACUGGAGACCAGGGCAGCCGGAUGACUGGUACGGGCAUGGGCUUGGAGGAGGUGAGGACUGUGCCCACCUCACCAACGAUGGCCGCUGGAAUGAUGACGUCUGCAGGAGGCCCUACCGUUGGGCCUGUGAGACAGAGCUCAACAAGACCAAGACCGUCGGCUAGGAGCUCCCUCCCCUUAACUUAUUUCUCCAGUGCCUCAAGCUGCCCAGGUCUGGGAUUGAGAGAGCCACAGCCUCAGGGAUUCUCAUCUAGGGUUUCAGGGAAGGGGAAAGAACGGUGUUGGAGGGGUGUGGCAUGACCUGGUGGGGUGGGGUCAUGGGGACCUGGAACACUGGGCAGUGUGCAGCUUACUGUUGUCAACUUUCUUUUUAGAGUAAAAAGGAGAGAACUAUGCUAACUGCCCA
Molecule: messenger RNA, 1301 nt
Organism: Microtus ochrogaster (prairie vole)
Lineage: Eukaryota; Metazoa; Chordata; Mammalia; Rodentia; Cricetidae
Product: asialoglycoprotein receptor 1
Source: RefSeq, a predicted model, not a curated record